AUGGACCCAGCGGGCGUAGCUACGUCGCUGCUGGUUUUGCUGGCAGCAGAUAACUCCUCGAUGCUCGACUGUGUCUGUAACCACGUCGCCAGCGUCACCGACGACAUGAGUUACGGCGAUGGACUGAUGUGGGAGACGUACUGCCAAGACCUCGGAAAUUACUAUCUGUUCGAAACGUGCGAGAACCUGGAGGCUCCGUCCCUCGCGGUGCCGGCCGCCACACGGCUGGUGCCGCGCAGAGGCCACGAGCCGCCGCCCGCGGAGGACGAGGAGUGCGGCAGCGCCCUCGCGGAGGUCCGCCACCUCACGGAGAACAGCUCCAGGGAGCUCACCAGGGGCCUCAUCCGCGGCGUCGCUGCCGACUGCAUUCGCUCUUGCUCCGUACAAGGGUUGGAUAACAUGGAAUGGAACCUGGAGACACUGCAAACGGAUCGGCUGAGGAGUGCGACCCUCACCAAGUUACUGCACGCUGUACAGCAGAUCACAAGAGCCAUAAACCACAGGAAUCGCCUUGUCUUGGAUUAUAAUUGGGAAUUUCUUCAUAAUGACCACAACAUCAGCAAAACUGAAUUCCAGGCCGAGAUACCGGUCUUCCUGGAGCACCUCUCUGACUACUGGCGGGACUCGGCGCAGCUGCUCUCACUGGGUGUGAAACAUUUCUCUCAGCUGCUCGUCCCCCUCGCUUUCGAGCAAAUGGGUAUCCACUCAAAUGAUCUGCAACGCCAUGAAUGGAUUAACAGCAUGAAACAUCUGAGAGACAUGCUGCACACGAAAUUAAGCGGCUGGGUUCAUGAUGUGCAAUCCGUCAGCGAGCAGAUGGCGUACUACAAAGUGGAAGAACACAAGAACAGGCCUGGGACUUAUAUACUUAGACGACCUCUGUUGAAUCAUGACCUACUGUCCUACCACGAGCGGUUCCUCUCCUUCAGGGACGACUUUACUGCGCUGUGCGUCGCUCGACAUCGACGGGCGUCACAAAUGUUUGGUCUCGCCGACGCACUGUAUUCCUUCUAUUAUUACAACUGGUUCUUCGACCUACAGUUUGUAGGUGACAUCGAGAGUUUAGAUGAGGAGUGGCACAGGGAGGACAGAAGCAACGCCAUGGUCUCCGUGGACACUGACUGCGUGCAGCUGUUGGCGAACGCCCUCGACCACCCCACGUGUCCGCUGGAAGACCUGCCACCGGAAACCAAAAACCUGCGCGAGCGGUGCCGCGUGCAGCUGUGGGACGACGUGGUGCAGAGGUCGCCCCACGUACCCGUCACCAGCUACCUGGCCUACACGCAGAGGAUAAACGUCAACCUCUGCCUGCUGGCCUGGAUGACAGCCAACUCGUUCGGCGUUUGUCAGGACGUCCCGUUUAGUAUGCUACAAUCCGUACAUGAUGCUCGCUGCUAUUUCGACAGCCCUGGCGAUCAGUCCUGCCUGCAGUCGAACGCUACAGACGCCAUCUGCUCUGUUUCCAGAGCAGUCCUGUUGCUGAUGUGUGGCGAUUUUUCUUUCCAUAAGUCUUUCGAUUUAUGCGGCGUCAGUUUCUACACAAACGGAUCGCACUUCACGACGUACAAUUUAACGUGGGAAAGAGAGUUCUACAAAGGGUAUGUGAGGCCAACAGAAAGGGCUCUUAAGUACAAAGACAGCUUGAACAGUGCCACCUUGAAAUACAAAGAUUUCAAAAUCGACAGCUUAAAACCUUUAGAAAUGUCAUUUAUAGCCUUAAAUAUUAUUUUCCGCUUUUUGACCACUGUUGUAUACAUGUACCUGCCCCAGUUACGUAAUGUCCCGGGAAAGAUAUUCUUGUCCAUUCAGAUCACGGGUAUAACGCAGAUCUUGUGUUCUGAGGUCAUUUAUCGUAUGACAGGUGUCCCCGACCUAUCUACGAUGGUCCACAUUGAUAGUGCCCUCACUCUUCUAAGAUGUAUCUGGCUAAACUUAUUCUGCUACCAAAUGUACGCGUGUGUCCGUCAUCUUAGGCUCCCUGACGACCUGCCACCUGCUGAAGCCAGAAGGGUAUUCCGUGGUCAAGCGCUGUACGCACUGAUACCGUGGAGUGUGGUAUGCAUAGCAACUAUUGCUUUCGAAAAGAUGAGCAAAUAUUACCUGAUGCACAGUCGGAUAAUAUUCCUUGCGGGGAUUUCUCUAUCGAUAACUUUCAAUUUGGUUUGUCUUGGGUCGGUGGGAUACAUGUACUUACAUGCUCGGAACUCCAUGCGGCAACUCAAAAUUUUUAGUAACGGUAAAUUUGCCUCUAAGAAACAAUAUGUUUUUAUGUCAGUUAAGGGUGUUAUUUUGAGCGGGAUAGGUAUAAUUAUUAGAAUUGGGUUCCACCAGGCACAAGGCAUAGCGCAGUUUGUGUACUACGUACACAUAGCCACGAUGGUGCAGGGACCACUGCAGUUCGUUUUCUUCAUUUGUAAUGGAACGACGCUGCCUCUGCUCAGGAACAGAGUGCUGUCGUGGUGGAAUCCGGAUAUCAUACGCCCAGGACAGGAGCUCUGUUCAACAGCUGAGAGAAAUCUGGAAAGGAGGAGAAAUGAACGGUCUCUCCUUGCGCAAUCCUCGUUGUAAGUUACAUGGAUAUUGUUUCCAAAGGGCUGUCUCGACUGUAGGCAGGACUAAAGCCAGUGACCAGUCAUAAUGAUUGAAUCCAGCUGACAACACAAAAUUAACUCCUACUGCUAACGCAAAACCAGUGUAUUUUUCUCACUUGUUCUAAAUUAUUCUACAUGUCUGUGUUUGUCUAGUUAAUUUAAUGAAUUGACAUUAAGUAACUACUAUUAAAAU
Messenger RNA from Schistocerca americana (American grasshopper), 2784 nucleotides. RefSeq lists its product as uncharacterized. The record is from RefSeq and is a predicted model, not a curated record. The coding region runs from base 1 to 2568 and encodes 855 amino acids. Lineage: Eukaryota; Metazoa; Arthropoda; Insecta; Orthoptera; Acrididae. The transcript has 7 exons.